AUGGCGGCGCUCGCAAGGAUCGUUGGCUGCCACCUGAAAUCCGCCGGACUUAUAAAUUCCUCCGCCUCAUGUUUCUUCACUCAACGCCGUGGCGUUGCCUCCAAGCUCUUUGUUGGCGGAUUAUCGUUUUGCACGACCGAGCAAGGAUUAUCUGAGGCAUUUUCCCAAUUCGGCCAAGUUGUUGAAGUCCAAAUUAUUAUGGAUAGAGUCUCUGAUAAAUCGAAAGGUUUCGGAUUUGUGACAUUUGCCUCAGAUGACGAAGCUCAGAAGGCUUUGACAGAGCUGAACGGACGGCAAUUAAACGGCCGUGCUAUAUAUGUGGAUUUCGCUAAAACGAAGCAAAGUUUUGGUGGUGGCUUUCCAAUAGCUAGAGGACCACCUGAGCCAGUGAUAGUAAGCACAGAAACUGAAACAGUGAAAAGCGACAAACCGAAACGAAAAUAG
This is a messenger RNA of Arabis nemorensis, 444 nucleotides long. The record is from the annotation of a GenBank genome assembly. Lineage: Eukaryota; Viridiplantae; Streptophyta; Magnoliopsida; Brassicales; Brassicaceae.